CGGGGCUUGUGUCCAGCUCGUGCAGUUACCAGGUAGACUUUAUACCUGGACGACUCAGCCUCAGUAAUUCGCAGCAGAUUUUUUCCCUUUUUUUUCUUUUUUUUUUCUUUUUUGGGAAAUACACUUUUUUUUUUUUCAAUGAUGCUUCGUAACAAGAUGCCGCCUGACAUGGAGGACGUGCCCCCCAGCCGCCGGGCGGACUCCCCUGCCGGGACAAGGUGCCAGGACACGGCGGAGGAGGCGAGCUCUCCAACCUCCUCAUUCUCUUCCUCCACGGGGUGUAAUGCAAAGGACAUCUGCCAAGAUGCAGCGUUUGUUCCGACAGUCACCGCAAUUUCCUCCAGCCCAGAUUUUCAGUGGAUGGUCCAGCCUACAAUCAUUACAUCCGUCUCCUCGUCUCCGGGCAGCAAGCAAGCCAAUCAGGCGCUGCAGAGCUCUGACCAGGCGACACCCAAAGAGGGCAGGAGCAAGGGGAAAAAUGUGGCGAGGAAGGCAAAAGCAGAACAGCUGUCUCCAGAGGAGGAGGAGAAGAAGAGGAUACGGAGGGAGAGGAAUAAAAUGGCCGCGGCCAAGUGUCGCAACAGACGGAGGGAACUGACGGAUACGCUGCAAGCUGAGACGGACACGCUGGAGGAGGAAAAGGCAUCCUUGGAGACAGAAAUAACAAACCUCCUCAAAGAGAAGGAGCGACUGGAAUUGAUCCUCGCCGCGCAUAAACCGCUGUGCCAAAUGUCCGAGGACAUGGAGACCAUUUUAAGCGAGUCCACCGGAUCGCCGGGAGUCGCGUCCAGUCCGGAGGAGGACAGGCUUCUGGACGACAGCACUCAGGAAGCUCCUUCGCUCCUCCAGGACAUGGACAUCCCGAGUGAUCCGGCCACAGCCAUCUCCGGGAAUUCCGACAUCCUCUUGUGCGCCAGCGCCGAGAUCCACAUCUGUGACCUGGAGCCCUCUCUGGACAUGAAGGAAGGGCUCAUGCACAACCUACUGCCAACUUUGGAGGACAAACCCCCCACGGAGACGGCCCGGUCCGUUCCGGACAUCGAUCUGAGCAGCUCCCUCGGGGUCUCUGACUGGGAGACCCUGUACAAGUCAGUUUCUAAUGACCUGGAGCCUCUCAGUACCCCCGUGGUGACCUCCACACCCACCUGCAGCAGCUACCUGUCCGUCUUCACCUUCGCCUGUCCCGAGCUGGACUUGCUCACCGAGGGUCUGGACAGCCAUAAAGGGGGAGGAGGAGGUAAAGCAGAAUCUGUUGACCUCCUCAACUCUCCAACUCUGCUGGCCUUAUAGAAGGAAGGUCUGGUGGGAACCAUUUGCAGGCUCCUGACUUUAGCUUGAGGAUCCCACAUAACCAACAGAGUGAUGUAGCAUGGCAUUUAUUUUGACAGCUCUCCAUUUAAAUGCAUGCAUUUUCAAACCUAAAAAAAAGAAAUACAUGUGUAUGUAUGUAUAUAUAUAUAUAUAUAUAUAUAUAUAUAUAUAUAUAUAUAUAUAUAUAUAUAUAUAUAUAUAUAUAUAUAUUGUAUAUUUAUAUCAAUAUAUGAUCUGUUAUAGAUCUAGUAUGUUAUGUGAGAUUUGAUGUGAUUGUGUGGUUUUGGUGUCAAUAGUAUAUUGAUUGCUAUUAAUGAUGUAUUCACACACACAAGGCCGACUCCUGGCAUAAACACUCAAUCUUGUCUUGGGCCUCAAAAACACAUUCAUGCUUACCUCAAUGUCAUCGACUGUGGUUUGACCUCAUUGUUGAGAAAGUUUUCCAUGAAAACAUCCAGUGCUUAUAUACUAUAUAUCUGUCAAGAUGUAACUUAUGAUUUAUUUUUAUACCUAUUUGUUAAAAGAGUGAGAUGAUAGAGCAUUAAGUGCUUAUUAUCUUUGCUGCAGAAUAACAACCACAAUAAAUUUACACUGAGUUGUC
This is a messenger RNA of Nerophis ophidion (straightnose pipefish), 1912 nucleotides long. RefSeq names its product v-fos FBJ murine osteosarcoma viral oncogene homolog Aa (gene fosaa). The transcript is spliced from 4 exons. The record is from RefSeq and is a predicted model, not a curated record. Bases 139 to 1290 code for a protein of 383 amino acids. NCBI's taxonomy places the organism in Eukaryota, Metazoa, Chordata, Actinopteri, Syngnathiformes, Syngnathidae. Gene Ontology annotation, cellular component: nucleus. Gene Ontology annotation, molecular function: DNA-binding transcription factor activity, RNA polymerase II-specific; RNA polymerase II cis-regulatory region sequence-specific DNA binding. Gene Ontology annotation, biological process: regulation of transcription by RNA polymerase II.